AUGCCUGGAAACGUGGAGCAAGAGUGCUUGUUAAAGGAGCUAAAGAACAGAGAAGAAGAAGAAGGAGCAACUUGUUUACAACUAGAGGAACGGAACCUGCCCAGUGAAAAAAAAAGUGAAGACAGAGUUAGCGAGGAUACUGGAUCAGAAACUGGACCAGGUCAUGGUCAAAGUGGACAAGGAAACACACUUUUUAAAUCGAGAGGAUAUAAGGACACAGCUGAUAUUCCAGUUAUUGCAGCAUGUUAUGUUCAAGCCGCCGGGGCCCCACCCCAGGCAACGCUGGCCGCUGGGGCCCCACGCCAGGCAACGUUGGCCGCCGGGGCCCCACGCCAGGCAACGUUGGCCGCCGGGGCCCCACGCCAGGCAACGUUGGCCGCCGGGGCCCCACGCCAGGCAACGUUGGCCGCCGGGGCCCCACGCCAGGCAACGUUGGCCGCCGGGGCCCCACGCCAGGCAACGCUGGCCGCUGAGGCCCACGCCAGGCAACACCGGCCGCUGGGGCCCACGCCAGCCAACACCGGCCGCUGGGGCCCACGCCAGGCAACGCCGGCCGCUGGGGCCCACGCCAGGCAACGCUGGCCGCUGGGGCCCCACGCCAGGCAACGCCGGCCGCUGGGGCCCACGCCAGGCAACGCCGGCCGCUGGGGCCCACGCCAGGCAACGCUGGCCGCUGGGGCCCACGCCAGGCAACGCUGGCCGCUAUGGCCCACGCCAGGCAACGCUGGCCGCUGUGGCCCACGCCAGGCAACGCCGGCCGCUGGGGCCCACGCCAGGCAACGCUGGCCGCUGGGGCCCACGCCAGGCAACGCUGGCCGCUGGGGCCCACGCCAGGCAACGCUGGCCGCUGGGGCCCACGCCAGGCAACGCUGGCCGCUGGGGCCCACGCCAGGCAACGCUGGCCGCUGGGGCCCACGCCAGGCAACGCUGGCCGCUGGGGCCCACGCCAGGCAACGCUGGCCGCUGGGGCCCACGCCAGGCAACGCUGGCCGCUGGGGCCCCAUGCCAGGCAACGCUGGUCGCUGGGGCCCCAUGCCAGGCAACGCUGGCCGCUGGGGCGCACGCCAGGCGCCGCUGGGGCCCACGCCAGGCGCCGCUAGCCGCUGGGGUCCACGCCAGGCAACACCGGCCGCUGGGCCCCACGCCAGGCAACGCUAG
Procambarus clarkii (red swamp crayfish) is the source of this 1158-nucleotide messenger RNA. RefSeq names its product collagen alpha-1(I) chain-like. The record is from RefSeq and is a predicted model, not a curated record. NCBI's taxonomy places the organism in Eukaryota, Metazoa, Arthropoda, Malacostraca, Decapoda, Cambaridae.